AUGGUGAGGGAGCCAGCGGUCACUCUGCACCUGUCAAGGCUAAGCCCCUCAUGGUUAGACCCUAUCACCAGCUUCUUAGAAAACGGCAAACUCCCCGAUGACGAAAAAGAUGUUAAGAAACUGAGAAGGGAAGCAGCCAGGUGCUUGGGCCGACGAGCUCGCCUCGGUCCUUUGGUCCUACCGUACAAUCAAACAAUCAUCUACCGGAUAAACUCUCUUUCGCUAACAUAUGGGCUAGACGCAUUAAUACUCGUGGAGAUCGGGGAGCCGAGCCCACGACUACUCUUGAAGGGAGUGGAGGAAGCGGUGGAGAAGGACCUAAUAGACGAAGUCAGAGAGAUGGCCCACCUGAUGGAGACAGCGCUGAAGCAAAGAAUGGCCCUGCGCUAUAACACCAAAGUACUCAGAAGAGAGUUUGAACCAAACGACCUCGUCUUAAGGCGUAAUGACAUCGGCCUACUGACCCCGGGAGAGGGCAAACUGACGACAAACUGGGAAGGUCCCUACAGAGUUAAAGAGGUGAUCGGCAAAGCCGCUUUCAAGUUGGAAAGGCUCAAUGGUAAAGAGAUUCCAAGAACGUGGAACGCGAGCAACUUGAGAAGGUUCUACUCCUAG
Molecule: messenger RNA, 615 nt
Organism: Arachis duranensis
Lineage: Eukaryota; Viridiplantae; Streptophyta; Magnoliopsida; Fabales; Fabaceae
Exons: 2
Coding region: 1-615 (204 amino acids)
Source: RefSeq, a predicted model, not a curated record